This is a messenger RNA of Lichtheimia ornata, 2730 nucleotides long. RefSeq lists its product as uncharacterized. Lineage: Eukaryota; Fungi; Mucoromycota; Mucoromycetes; Mucorales; Lichtheimiaceae. The transcript has 6 exons. Bases 1 to 2730 code for a protein of 909 amino acids. Gene Ontology annotation, molecular function: calcium ion binding; monooxygenase activity. The record is from RefSeq and is a predicted model, not a curated record.
AUGGCAAGCAUUGAGAAUGGAUCUCGUAAUCCAUCUGAUAACGUGGCUUUUCGGCGACAUGUGCGAUACUGGGAUAGGGGCGAUAAAGGCUAUAUAACGCCUAUUGAUACCACUGCAGGGUUUAUGGAUCUUGGAUACGGCCCAGUAUUUAGCAUUGUUCUCGGGGCUUUUCUCAGCGCAAGCGUUGCCUAUGCCACCCAAGACUCAUGGAUACCUGAUCCAUUAUGCAGGAUACAGGUGGGGAACCUAGCAAGAUUUUCCAAUCAUAGGGAUAAACAAAGUAUCUAUAACGAACAUGGCGAGUUGGAUGCUGAAAAUUUUGAGCGACUCUACACCAAGUAUGCUCAAUGGGAUCCAUAUGGAAAGCGCAUGACAUUUUCAGAAGCAAUACACAUGGCAAGUGAACAAGGAUCUUUUGGUGUCAGCCCUUUACUUUGGUCACGGGCUAUACUCGAAUGGAUCAUGGUAUAUUGUAUUGCUGGGAAUAACGGAGCCUUUGCAAAGGAUGACAUCCAGGCGAUCUACAAUGGCACGUUGUUCUUUCAUCUACGAAAUGUUCGAUCGAAAAAUGCUCAUAGUCAUUGGAUCGCUGGCAACAAGACCAAGACACUUAGUCAACAACCAUCUUGCGGCGAUAAAGAAAUCAUUCACCCUGCCGACGAACUUGGUGCUACGCCAACAACGUCGUCUCAUAAGCAAGCCCAAAAACCAAUGAUACCAAUUGUUCAAGCACCUGAAACAUAUGGCAAGCUUGAUAGCAAUUUGAUGAUGAGCAUGCUAUCACAGCAGCUUACCGAGGGCGCUGCGCAAACUCCUCUGGUAGGAGAGUUGAACAUCCUCUACUUUGACAACGAUGACGAGAAGGAGAAUGGGAUCGAGUUCGGCACUGGUUAUGACUGCUUUGUCCAUUGUCCUUCAUUUGACAAGUACUCUGAUGAAGGUGGGACAUACAAUGAUGAUCAUCGAGUUAUAUUUACUGGGCUAGUCGAAUCUAACAACAAUGACGAUGCUUCCAACGGAUCGAAUGCGUCGCUAUUUGAAUCAAAUCAUGAUGCGGAAGAUGACCAUCGUACUUUACAUAAUAUGCUAGUUCAAGUUCCAGAGGAUUUACGGCCUAAGCGGCAUAUGGAAUUAGAGCCCGUUGCUCUUCAUGGAUUGCAAAUGCACGACAUUGAUAGCGAUAAGGGGUCUCAUUUUGUACAAACACCUUCCACGAUGCCAUCCAAGAAAGACACAAUCAUCCAUACGUACGUAGGAUCACUCACUGGUGUUCAGCCUGAACAAGACCAUCACGUAACGUUUGAGCAAGACAAAAGGAUGAUGCCAAAAUCCUAUGAUACUUUGAGUAAUGAUGACAAGGAAAACACAUUUGCGCUCCCUUUGUCCGUUGGUCUCAGCAAAAGCGAUAGUGGAUAUACAAGCAUCGUUGAAGAACCUGAUUACGUAAGGUACAAGAGUCCCAUCGAGUUGGAAAAAGUGUCACUUUCUGGAUUACAAUCAAACGGCAAUGACCAAGAAUCAGCUGAUGUCGCUUUUGAUGCUACACAAAGCAAGUUGCCUCUUGUUAAUUUUGAAGAAUGGAUGUCUUCCGACAAAAUGAAAGCACAAGCUGGUCUUCAGGAGCACAUGCUCAAGAAUUGGCUCACCACGGAAUCCCUAACAGGCGUAGAUACUGCUUCUUGUUAUCAGGAUGCUAGUGAAACAAUGCCUGACGAAUACGACCAAGAUAAGGAAAAUCAUGAUAGUCAAUGGAUGCAUGGGUUGGCAUCAUAUGAUGAACCAAGCGUAUGCAAGAAUUUGCUGAAUAUCGACGUACUGCCAGGGGUGAAAUCUGAUAUGCAACUUUAUGAUGAUGCAGUGCCAGAACGGGGAAAAUCUGAGGAACUAGAAUAUUGGCGGCAAGCGUUUCCCCUUGUUGGUGUAAGCAACAAUGAAGACAUCCCCCUCAAAAAUUGGCUCAACACAGGCAACCUUCAUGGUGUGCAACAGGAGGGGACAGCUUUAUAUGAGAGUGAUGCUCAAGGUGAAGUACCUAGUGACUCCUUUGAGCCACUGGAAUUAGAUGUGCAACAUGAACUAGAGAUGCUCUCAGGGAUUCAAAUGGAUGUAACCGAUAAGCCGUCUACCAAGAACAGGCGAGAUGCCGAGAUGCUUUACGGCAUUGAUCCAAUAUCAUCCAAGUCAGCAGGCGACUCAAUCCCUUAUAAUGACGUGCAGCCUAUGUCCAAGGAAGACACUCAAACGCUCAAAAAGCCGUUAUCGAGUAACAUUGACGAUACAUCUUUCACCACCCCACCUCCAAAGGAUAGGCUCAAAUCAUCAACUUUACUUGGUUCGCAGACCUUGCAUGACUCAUAUGCAACCCCCGAAGCAUUUACUCAUGAGCGUUCUAUCGAAGCUACUUUUCAAAACAAGAAUGGCGAUAUGACACCGAAAGAGCCGAUGCACCAGAGACAGCGUGCGGCAACAAUGGAUGCAACUUCAGACUUACCUGAGCUCACAGAUCCUGGCAAACCCCCUUGUGAGGAGAAAAGCAAGGCAUUACCACCACUGCCAACAUCAACAGCUCAUUCGAGCGACGACGAUGAACAAUCAGUAGCCUCUUUUGGAAGCAUUCAACCACCAGCAAUGCCUGUACUACCUAAAAAACAAUCGCCGCACCACGAUAAUAUGGUCAUAGAGCGAGAGCACUGGCCCAUAAUGACUGAUGUUACAGACUGCAAAGAAUAG